CACCGAACAACUCCAAGAGAAGCGCCUCCCGCGGCAUACCCAGGGGCCCGAGUCGGAGCUAAGAGGCACCAGUAGCCACCCACACAGAAAACAGACACCAUGUGCGACGAAGACGAGACCACCGCCCUCGUGUGCGACAAUGGCUCUGGCCUGGUGAAAGCCGGCUUUGCCGGAGAUGAUGCCCCCAGGGCAGUGUUCCCCUCCAUCGUGGGCCGCCCCCGUCAUCAGGGCGUCAUGGUGGGUAUGGGUCAGAAAGAUUCCUACGUAGGCGACGAGGCUCAGAGCAAAAGAGGUAUCCUGACCCUAAAGUAUCCCAUCGAGCACGGUAUCAUCACUAACUGGGAUGACAUGGAAAAGAUCUGGCAUCACACCUUCUACAACGAGCUCCGAGUGGCCCCCGAGGAGCACCCCACUCUGCUCACUGAGGCCCCCCUCAACCCCAAGGCUAACCGCGAGAAGAUGACCCAGAUCAUGUUUGAGACCUUCAACGUCCCCGCCAUGUAUGUGGCCAUCCAGGCUGUGCUGUCCCUCUAUGCCUCCGGCCGUACCACCGGUAUUGUGCUGGACUCUGGCGAUGGUGUCACACACAACGUACCCAUUUAUGAAGGUUAUGCGCUGCCCCACGCCAUCAUGCGUUUGGAUUUGGCCGGUCGGGACCUCACUGACUACCUAAUGAAGAUCCUCACUGAGCGUGGUUACUCCUUCGUGACUACUGCUGAGCGUGAGAUCGUGAGAGAUAUCAAGGAGAAGUUGUGCUACGUGGCCCUGGACUUCGAGAAUGAGAUGGCCACUGCUGCUUCCUCCUCCUCCCUGGAAAAAAGCUACGAGCUGCCCGAUGGUCAGGUCAUCACUAUUGGCAAUGAGCGUUUCCGUUGCCCGGAGACGCUCUUCCAGCCUUCCUUUAUUGGUAUGGAAUCUGCUGGUAUUCAUGAGACCACCUACAACAGUAUCAUGAAGUGUGAUAUUGACAUCAGGAAGGACCUGUAUGCCAACAAUGUCAUGUCUGGUGGUACCACCAUGUACCCUGGUAUUGCUGACCGUAUGCAGAAAGAAAUCACAGCCCUGGCCCCCAGCACAAUGAAGAUCAAGAUCAUUGCCCCUCCUGAGAGGAAAUACUCUGUCUGGAUCGGUGGUUCCAUCCUGGCCUCACUGUCCACCUUCCAACAGAUGUGGAUCACCAAACAAGAGUAUGAUGAAGCUGGACCCUCCAUUGUCCACCGCAAAUGCUUCUAAACAUGUUUACAACAUCUUUGUACUCACCAUUCUCAGGAUGACGGAUGUUGUUAAGUUGUAGGUGGUUGAGCUCUUGCAACAACCAAAUAACUAUGGCAUUAACAUUUCUAUUAUUGUUGCUGCAAACCCCCAAUUGACACAACAU
Messenger RNA from Vombatus ursinus (common wombat), 1378 nucleotides. Its product is annotated as actin, alpha skeletal muscle. The transcript has 7 exons. Gene Ontology annotation, cellular component: striated muscle thin filament; actin filament; stress fiber. Gene Ontology annotation, biological process: skeletal muscle thin filament assembly. Bases 100 to 1233 code for a protein of 377 amino acids. The record is from RefSeq and is a predicted model, not a curated record. Lineage: Eukaryota; Metazoa; Chordata; Mammalia; Diprotodontia; Vombatidae.